Molecule: messenger RNA, 11427 nt
Organism: Nannizzia gypsea CBS 118893
Lineage: Eukaryota; Fungi; Ascomycota; Eurotiomycetes; Onygenales; Arthrodermataceae
Exons: 3
Coding region: 1-11427 (3808 amino acids)
Biological process (GO): DNA repair; regulation of DNA-templated transcription
Cellular component (GO): SAGA complex; nucleus; NuA4 histone acetyltransferase complex
Molecular function (GO): protein binding; transcription coregulator activity
Source: RefSeq, a predicted model, not a curated record
AUGGAACGCGAAUCGAUUGAGCGAAAUUUCGACGCCUACGUGACGAAACUAGGCGACCCAAACAUUGAAACUAAAUUAAAAUGCGCUGCUGCGGUUGAAAUCCGUGACUCCCUGGAGCACCUAUGCUCUGGCGUUACGUACCCCAUUUUCCUGGCGAAGCUAUGGCCGGCGUUCAAGAAAGUGCUAAAGGGAGAGCCAGUGUUUAUCAGUUUGUCAUUUGAGCAGAAACUGCGGAACUGUAUCCUGGAGAUCCUCCACCGCCUACCUCUAGAGCUUCCGGAAGUUGAGCCAUAUGCCGGUGACAUUGUUGAUCUGCUCAUAGAGCUUGUCCGAAUCGAAAACGAAGACAAUGCUGUAAUAUGCAUGAAGACUAUCAUGGACCUCCAACGACGACAAGUCCGGGCGACACAGUCACGAGUCCAAUCAUUUCUAGAGCUCAUCCAGAACAUGUUUGAGGGGAUGCCGCAGGUUGUGAGAGACACUUUCGAUACUCCACAGGCUCAAACAUCCACCCCCGGGAUGCCUUCAACACCCAAUACUGCAGCUCAGAACUUCCAGUCUCCACGACCCAGUUCCCCAGCUACUUCAGUAUCUGAUCUAGGGCCGGAGCAGCAGCAACCAAAUCAAAUGCUGGCGAAGGGCAUGCACUCGUUUAAGGUACUGGCGGAGUGUCCUAUUAUUGUUGUCUCAAUCUUCCAGAUACACCGCCACCCUGUAACCACUAAUGUGAAGGUGUUUGUUCCUCUUAUAAAAGGAAUACUGCUCCUCCAAGCGCGGCCGCAAGAGAAAGCUCACAGCGAAGCCAAAGCGCAGGGGAAGAUUUUCACCGGGGUUAGCAAAGAUAUCAAGAACAGGGCCGCUUUUGGAGAAUUCAUCACUCUUCAGGUAAAGACGAUGAGUUUCCUUGCCUACUUACUAAGAGUGUAUGCAAGUCAUCUCCAGGAUUUCCUUCCUUCCCUGCCUGGAGUUGUUGUUCGCUUGCUACAGGACUGUCCCCGGGAGAAGUCUAGUGCAAGGAAGGAGCUCCUGGUCGCAAUCCGACACAUAAUUAAUUUCAACUACCGAAAGAUCUUCCUCGAAAAACUCGACGACCUUUUGGACGAGCGGACGUUGAUCGGCGAUGGCCUUACAGUCUAUGAAGCGCUCAGACCGUUAGCAUAUAGCAUGUUAGCUGACCUGAUACACCAUGUGCGAGAGUCUCUCACUCGUGACCAAAUCCGCCGUACUCUCGAAGUCUACACCAGGAACCUCCAUGAUGACCUUCCAGGAACAAGCUUCCAGGCGAUGAGCGCGAAGCUUCUAUUGAACAUGGCAGAGAAAAUAGCUAGCAUGGAGAAUAAGAAGGAGGCGCGGUACUUCCUUAUCAUGAUUCUCGAUGCUAUUGGGGACAAGUUCGCUUCUAUGAACUACCAAUAUAACAAUGCGGUCAAGGCAUCGAAACUAGUCAAGCAGAAUGCCGACAAUUUGUCAGAAGGAUACCUUGCUGAUAAAAACCAUCCUCCAGACUGGGACGAGAUUGACAUAUUCACUGCAGCACCAAUUAAAGCCACUAACCCCAGAGAUAGGAAUGCCGACCCUGUCAAUGAUAAUAAGUUCUUAUUUAAGACUCUCAUCACUGGUUUGAAGGGCCUGUUCUAUCAGCUAAAGAGCUGCAACCCAGAGGACCUAAAACUGGAUCCAUCGUACACACCAGUCAACUGGGCAGAAGUCUCGUUUGGCUAUAAUGCUGAAGAAGUCCGCAUCAUCAAGAAACUCUUCCACGAAGGCGCUGGGCUUUUCAGAUAUUAUGGUGCUGAUAGCAAGGAGCCUGAGGUUCAGUAUGCAAGUCCUCUUGAAUUCCUCUCUAGUCAGUACAUGCGACACAUGAGUUCGGAGGAAAAGGAGCUUCUUGAAAGUUUCGGGACUAUUUUCCACUGUGUCGACACUGCUGCAUUCCAUGAAGUAUUCAAGAGCGAGAUUCCCUAUCUGCACAGCCUCAUGCUGGAGCAUAGUGCUCUACUUCAUCUCCCACAGUUCUUCCUCGCGAGCGAAGCCACAUCUCCAGCCGUUGCUGGUAUGACUCUACAGUACCUAAUGGAACACAUCCAUGAAGUUGGUUCUGCGGAUGUGGCCAACUCGCGGAUUCUCUUGAGAAUGUUCAAGCUUUCGUUCAUGGCCGUCACGCUCUUUUCGACGCAGAACGAACAGGUGCUUCAUCCUCAUGUCACCAAGAUUGUGGCCAAGUGUAUUGAAUAUUCUGUAACCGCAGAAGAACGGAUGAACUAUUUCUUACUUCUUAGGUCGCUUUUCCGAAGUAUUGGAGGUGGGCGCUUUGAGUUGCUCUACAAAGAGCUACUGCCCUUGCUGGAGAUGCUGCUGGAAACAUUCAAUAAUCUCCUACUUGGAGCUAGGAAGACGCAGGAACGCGAUUUAUACGUUGAACUGACACUCACUGUCCCGGCACGACUUAGCCAUUUACUUCCGCAUCUUAGCCAUCUUAUGAGACCGUUAGUUGUUGCUCUCCGUGCGGGAUCUGAUCUCGUCAGCCAGGGCCUUAGGACCCUUGAACUCUGCGUUGAUAACCUUACUGCCGACUACUUGGACCCAAUCAUGGCCCCGAUAAUGGAUGAACUUAUGACUGCUCUUUGGGACCAUCUCCGGCCAAACCCUUACAGCCACUUCCAUGCUCAUACAACAAUGAGAAUUCUCGGAAAACUUGGUGGACGAAACCGAAAAUUCCUUAACCACCCCCCCGAGCUCUCAUUCCAACACUACUCUGAUGAUACCCCGAGUAUGGAUAUCAAACUAAUUGGGUCUAAUAAGGACAGAGCCUUUCCUCUGGAUAUUGGAAUUGACCUUGCCUUGGGCAAAUUACUUGACAGUGUCCCAGCCAAUGCAUCUGAGACUGUACAGAAGGCAGAUUUGUUCUAUAAAAAACAAGCAUACCGUAUGCUGAGCUCUCAACUGAAGCUUUACAUUGGAUUUGAACAUCCACCCGAGGACUUGGCAACACUCCUACGCCUCCAGGCCAACGAUCUAGCGGACGGGAAAUUCUCUGGAACCGUGGAUAUCUUAGAGAAGUCCGAUCGUCAAUGCUCUUCUGCAAAGAGGCUAGCACAGGAAACUACCCUCAAGAAGUUAUUGAAGGCUUGCAUAGUUGCAUCUACAAUCCCGCAUUUGAAACAGGCUGCAACCACUUUCCUAGCUGACGUCUGCCGUCAUUUCACCAUAAUUGAAAUUGGACGGUCCCUGGCACAGUCACGGCAUAUACGUCGACCCUUCAGCGUGUCACUCGGCGAAGGCCCCUUGUAUCUGGAUACAAGGACUCUUGCUGAUGCUGUGGUCGAAUGUUUAGCAUCUGAAAAUCCAGCGGUUCGUGACGCCGCUAAGGAGGUGAUUUUCAAUGUCCGAAAUGCUGCCGUUAUCAUAUUCGGCUCUGCUGAGAAGGCAGGAAAGCUCCCAUUCUUCCCCCACCUUGGCAGGACACUUUGCCAUGCUUGCCAUGAUGAGGAGUGGUUUACAAAGGCUGCCGGAAGCCUUGGUAUACAUCUUUUCGUUACCGAACUAGACUUGGGAAACGCUUGGUUGAUAGACCGGCAAGUUGAAUUUAUUCGUGCCCUCAUGUAUGUCAUUAAAGAUACACCAUCGGAUUUCCCAGGAGCGACUCGAAUCCAAGCACAAAAGACAAUGGACUUAAUUCUCCAGAAAUGCAACGAGGGGGUUUCGAAAGAUGAGCUGAAAAAUGAACGCGGCCGGGUGUUGGCUUUGUGUGGCGUCUUAAGCUAUGAAUUAUCCCAUAUGAACAAAUACGUUCGUCAAGCUGCCCAGAGUGGAAUAGCAACUCUAGCUGCAACGUUAAAUGCGGAAGUUCAUGAGCUAAUUACUCCCGUCAAAGACCGACUUUUGAUGCCAAUAUUCAACAAACCGCUGCGCGCCUUGCCAUUCCCUACUCAGAUUGGCUGUAUCGAAGCGAUAGCAUACUGCCUCGGUCUUCGUCAGAACAUCGUCACGUUCAAUGAUCAGCUCAACCGUUUGCUAAUGGAAUCCCUGGCCCUUGCUGAUGUGGACGACGAUGCAUUGGCAGCUAAACCAAACGAGUUUAAGACUGCUGAGCAGAUCGUUAACCUCCGUGUCUCCUGUCUUCGCCUUCUCUCAAUGGCCAUGGGUUUCCCCGACUUUGCAAGUGGGCCACAGAGUCAUAGCCGCGCCAGAAUCAUUGCUUGUUUCUUCAAGUCGUUGUAUUCGAGAUCUCCCGAGAUUAUUGAAGCAGCUAAUUCUGGCCUCCGUGAUGUUCUCACACAAACCAACAAGUUGCCUAAGGACCUACUUCAAAACGGCCUUCGACCAAUCUUGAUGAACCUUCAGGACCCUAAGCGCUUGAGUGUUGCUGGUUUGGACGGAUUAGCUCGCCUUCUCACCCUAUUGACAAAUUAUUUCAAAGUCGAAAUAGGAUCGCGACUCUUGGACCACAUGAGAGUCAUUGCUGAUGAGAAUAUCUUGCAGAGAGCAUCCUUCGGGCUUGUCGAACAAAAUCCUUCCAUGAAAAUUGUUGCUGCUAUCUUCAAUAUUUUCCAUCUUCUUCCUGCAGCUGCCACUUCAUUCAUGGAGAACCUUGUCAACAAAGUUUUGUACUUGGAAGAUCGAUUGAGGCGGACUUCUAGCAGCCCUUUUAGGAAGCCGUUGCUCAAAUACCUCAACCGAUAUCCUAGAGAGAGCUGGAUUUUUAUGCAGGCUAAGUUCCAGGAAGAGAAAUACGGAAGAUUCUUCGGUCAGCUAUUAGCAAGCCCUGAGAGUUCGGCCUUGCGUUCAACCAUAUUUGCGGAUUCCGAAACAUUGAUAAAACUUGCUUUCUUACAGGAAGAGUCUCCCCGCAAAAACACGGCAGCCAUCAAUGGGAUAUAUUUUGUUCAUUCGCUUUGCUCUCACGAAGCUACCAAAGGCUUUUUGAAUGCCCAGCCUGACUUGAAACGACACCUCUUGAACAGUGGUCGAGAUUUGAAUUCUAAGUUACGCAAUGACAAACUUCCUCCAGAUGAGAGGCUGAGAGUCGAACAAGCUCAAGACCAGUUGUUGGAAAUAUUUACCAUCCACCUUUCACAGUCCCUCGAUGAUCUCGAUUUCCUAUUCGACGUCAUUGACAAGAUAUCUGCUUGUGACCUGAAGACAACUCUUACGUUGCCGAAAUUUUUCUAUCAGUACAUUAUCACAAAUCCAUCUAUUGCUUACCGGAGGUCUGUCAUUGCUCGGUGUUUGGAUCUGUACAACCAACGUACCUCUUCUCAGAGAUUGAAGACCUAUGCCUUCCACUAUCUGGUUAAUCCCAUACUCGCCAUGGAUGUGAAAAACACCUGGGACAGUCCGAUCCCUGGUACGGGAGUUCUUGAUCGAAAUCUGACCGAUCUUAUUCAUAAUCGACUAUGGAAACCACAGCUAGGGGACCUUAGCGAAGAGUCUGCUCAGGCAGGGAUAGAUCAUUCCCGCAUGGAGCUACUUCAGCUUUCCGCAUUGCUUAUAAAAUAUCAUCAUGGCAUUGUUCAGGAGACCAGGAAGGAUAUCAUCAAAUUUGCAUGGAGCUACAUUCGUCUUGAAGACACCAUCAACAAAUAUGGCGCAUAUGUGCUAAUCAGUUAUUUCAUUGCUCAUUAUGAGACGCCCUCAAAGAUUGUCGUGCAAAUCUAUGUUGCUUUGUUGAGAGCCCAUCAGAACGAGGGAAAAUCUUUGGUUACUCAGGCAUUGGAAAUCCUGGCGCCCUCUCUUCCAAAGAGGAUUCUCUCUGGCCCUGAUCCACGUUUCCCAGUAUGGGCGAGAUGUCCGCGCCGCAUUCUAACGGAAGAGACUGCGAACUUACAGCAGGUCAUGAGCAUACUUCAAUUCCUUGUUCGACAGCCGGAUCUUUUCUAUGAAUCUCGUGAAUACUUUAUCCCUCUCAUAAUCCCCUCCCUCGUUAAGAUUGCAGGCCCAUCCAAUGUUUCCUUCGACAGCAGGAAGCUCGUCUUACACUUGGUUAACCUUAUUUGGAUUUGGGAAGAGAAGAGAGUGACUGGACGACGAGACCCGACUUCUCCAAACUCGGCAAAACGGAAAUUAGCUGAGUUCCAAGCAUCGCCGUCAAUGAGUACCACACCGCUGCCACACAAAGAGCGCCCAGAAUACACCAUCCCACUCGACUUAAGAACGCCCCUUAUCAAAUAUCUGGUUACUUUUGUCUGCAGUCUUGUUGAUCGCUUCUCUGUCCCUGCCGCGAAGUUCCGUGAAUUGCCAUCUAAGGCUCACCAAGUUUUAAAUAACUAUGGAGAAAUUUGCAAGAAAUCAGUGGUUCUACUCCGAAAUUUUCUUUCACCUGACUACUGGCCUGAUGUGGAUAUUGAUCUUUACCAGAAAACCCUCGAACCUGUUUUGUGCAGCGAAAAGGCCGAGAAGCCUGAUGAAAAGCAUACAACGAGCAUGAUCAACUCACUCCAGGUUCUACGAAUUCUCUUGGCCGGAAAACCGAACAGCUGGAUUCUCGACCGCAUGUCUACCAUCCAGCAUCUUGUGGAAAAGGCCUUACGGUCUGAUAACCCUGAGAUCCAAGACUGUUUACAUGGGGGUGAGGAUGACAUGGACAUAUCCCCAAAGUUACCACCACCAAUUAAGAGAGUUCUGGAUGCUCUACCACAAGAAGAGCCGGUGGAAGAAGAAGGUGGCAUGGACGUCGAUAAGCCGUCGGCUGAGUUUGUGACCUUCCUCUCAACAAUCGCUACUGAGUCGAUCUCGAGUGGCAAUUAUAUCGCUGGAAUCAAUAUCCUCUGGACACUUUCGAAAUGUCAACCUGCGGAGAUGGACCAGCAUAUUCCCCACGUCAUGAAGAUCUUCUCACAAAAGCUUGCGAAGGAUCAUGUUGCUGCUUUUACCAAUGCGCCACCUGUAGCUAAUCGCAAUGCAGAACAACAAGCACCAGUGCCCGAUCCCCACGAAGUAGAGAUUGGCAUCGACUUGAUCUCGAAAACUAUCGAUUUGAUUGCCGUUCGAAUGUCAAACCUGGGUGACCAAAGACGGCCCUUCCUAAGUGUGUUGGCGCAAUUGGUUGAGAGAUCUCAGAAUAUUCCCCUUUGCACCAAGAUUCUAGGAAUGGUAGAGAACUGGAUCUUCCAGCCCACGGAAUCCUGGCCUACUUUGAAGGAAAAGACUGCUGUCCUGCAUAAGAUGCUGCUGUUUGAAUCUAGGACUGAUUCGACAAUGCUUGGAAAGUUCUUGGAACUUGUUAUCCGAGUCUAUGAAGAUCCCAAGAUCACACGAACUGAGCUCACGGUUAGACUGGAACAUGCUUUCCUUAUUGGUACCAGAGCCCAGGAUGUUGACAUGCGAACCCGUUUCAUGUCGAUAUUUGACAAGAGUUUAACACGCUCUGCCAAUACUCGCCUGAGCUACGUUCUGACCUCACAGAACUGGGACACCCUCGCAGAAUCAUUCUGGCUCACGCAAGCCUCGCAGCUGGUGAUGGGGUCGGUCGAUAUGUCUGCAUCAGUUAAGCUACAUCCAGACGAUUUCACAAUUCCUCCUACAUCCUUCAUAUUUGGGCACUCUGAGAAAGACCCUGCUAAAGAGAAUAUUAUCGUUGAUAACCACCUGGAGGCUCUAGUGGCAGAACAAAAGAAAUUCUCCGCAGACCUUGGGGACGUCAAAGCUCGAGAUAUCCUUGAGCCACUCACAGAGCUCCAGCAUGCUGAUCCCGAAGUCGCGUACAAAGUCUGGGUUAGCUUGUUUACCAUCUGCUGGGCCUCUUUGACACGAGACGAGCGAAUCGACCUGGAAAAAGGCAUGGUAUCGCUUCUCACGCGUGAAUACCACCAUAGACAAAUCGAUGAACGGCCCAAUGUUGUACAGGCGCUUCUCGAGGGUGUAAUUAGGGCUAGUCCCCGUUUCAAGAUCCCUCCUCAUGUUAUGAAAUUCCUUAGCCGUACGUUUGAUGCUUGGUAUAUGGCUGCCAUCGCUCUGGAACGGUACGCGAUUGAUCCAGUUAUCGAUACACCAGUAGUUCGGGAGAGUAACCUGGAUGCUCUUGUUGAAAUAUAUGCUGGGCUACAGGAAGAUGAUAUGUUUUACGGUACAUGGAGAAGGCGCUGUAAAUUCGUCGAAACCAAUGCUGCUCUUUCUUAUGAACAACAAGGGAUGUGGGAUAAAUCACAGCAAUUGUACGAAUCAGCUCAGAUAAAGGCACGCACUGGUUCCAUUCCAUUUGCCCAAGCCGAGUAUUUCCUUUGGGAAGAUCAUUGGAUGAUAUGUGCUCAAAAACUCCAACAGUGGGAUAUUCUAACUGAUUUCGCGAAACAUGAGAACUUUAACGAUAUGCUUUUGGAGGCCACUUGGAGAAACCUGGAGAAUUGGCAAGGCGAUACCAAUCGUGAACAAAUUGACUCUCUGUUGAAGUCGGUUUCGGAUGCGCCAACCCCCCGCCGCACCUUUUUCCAGGCGUUUAUGUCAUUGUUAAAAUUCCACACCAAGCAAGAGAGUUUACAGGAGUUUAAUAACGUUUGUGACGAAUCUAUCCAACUCUCGAUUCGAAAAUGGCACCAGCUUCCGAAGCGGAUUACCAACGCGCAUAUUCCCAUCUUACAGAACUUCCAACAACUUGUUGAGCUUCAUGAUGCCAGCGUUAUCUGCACAAGCCUUUCGCAAACGAAUGAGCGGAACAUGGAUACGAAAUCGGCCGAAUUGAAACUCCUUCUUACCACAUGGCGAGAUAGGUUACCCAAUGUCUGGGAUGAUAUCAAUGCCUGGCAGGACCUUGUUACAUGGCGACAACAUAUCUUCCAGCUUAUCAAUUCCACGUACCUUAGUCUUCUCCCUCCGCAGACUAACAAUGUGGCAAGCAAUUCGUAUGCCUUCCGGGGAUACCACGAAACUGCAUGGAUAAUCAAUAGAUUUGCCCAUGUCGCACGGAAACACCAGAUGCCAGAAGUUUGCAUUAAUCAACUCAGCCGAAUCUACACUUUACCCAACAUUGAGAUUCAAGAAGCCUUUUUAAAGCUGAGAGAGCAAGCAAAGUGCCAUUAUCAGAACCCAAAGGAGCUCAAUAGUGGACUAGAGGUUAUCAACAACACUAAUCUCAACUACUUCAAUGCCCAACAAAAGGCUGAAUUCUAUACCCUGAAGGGCAUGUUUUUGGCGAAAUUGGACCAUAACAUGGAGGCAAAUGAGGCAUUUGGUGUCGCUUUAUUCUAUGACUUACGCCUGGCUAAGGCAUGGGCUGAGUGGGGCCAGUACAGUGAUCAACGAUUCAAAGCUGAUCACUCAGAUAUGGACCAGGCUUGCAAUGCAAUAAGCUGCUACCUGGAAGCAGCUGGCCUGUACAAAAAUCACAAGUCUAGGAAGCUCCUUAGCCGUAUCCUCUGGUUGUUAAGUCAAGACAAUGAUGAAGGGAAAAUUGCAAGUGCUUUCGAGAGCUUCAAGGGGGACACUCCUGUCUGGUACUGGAUUACCUUCAUUCCUCAGCUUCUUGCAAGUCUUGCACACCGGGAAGCUAGGCUUUGCAAGGCAGUCCUUGGGAAAAUCGCAAAGCUGUAUCCCCAGUCACUCUUCUUCUUGCUCAGGACCAGCCGUGAGGAUUAUCUGGGCCUCAAGAAGUCGCAGGAGCAAAAGCAGGAAAAACUUAAUCGCGCAAAAGCAUCCGGUUCUCCAACUGUGAAGAGUGGCUCCCCAGAGACCAAGCCUUCUAUUAUCCCAGAUGCCACAGCGACGUCGAGUUCUCCGAGGGCUGUAGCGUCUCCUAAGCCGACACCCCCUGUAGCAAAUGGACAAACUCCUAAUGAAGGCGAUGCAACUCAAAAGGAUAAACAACCUUGGGAAUAUGCAGAUGAGACAAUGGCUGGUCUUAAAACAGCCUUCCCUCUACUCGCCUUGACCAUGGAGACUAUGGUGGACCAGAUACAUAAGAACUUCAAAUGCCCGCCAGAUGAAGAUGCUUAUAGACUUAUUGUUGCUUUACUCAAUGAUGGCCUUGCAUAUGUGGGCCGGAUGCCUACGUCGUAUGCACAAGAUUGCAAGCUCCCACAUUCUACGGAAGCAAACAUCACACGCUUCGCAGAAACCAUUCUCCCUGCACACAUACGAAAGUCGUUCGAAGCCGAUUUUGUCACCAAGAAGCCAACCAUGUACGAGUACAUCCAUAAACUGCGUCGAUGGAGGGACAAAUUCGAAGAAAAGCUGGACCGCCGACCACAAUAUGCUCACCUGGAAUCAUUUUCCUCCCAUCUUAGUGAGUUCAAGUUCAUGAAAUUUGAUGAAGUGGAGGUCCCUGGGCAAUAUCUCGAACACAAUGACAAGAACCAAAACUUUGUUCGCAUUGAUCGGUUCCUUCCUCAUGUUGAUUUAGUGCGUGGAAUCGGUGUCUGUCAUCGUCGUUUGAGGAUUCGUGGUCAUGAUGGCAGUCUGCACACAUUUGCCGUUCAACACCCUGCAGCCCGCCACUGUCGUCGUGAGGAGAGGAUGCUUCAGCUCUUCCGAAUUUUCAAUUGUGUGUUAAGGAAGCGUAAGGAAAGCCGUCGACGUAACAUUUACUUCCAUCUUCCACUCAUGGUCCCUUUUGCACCACAUAUCCGCCUGGUCAAGGACGACCCGUCCUACAUCUCUUUGCAGGGUAUAUACGAAGAUCACUGCCGCCAGACUGGAAUGGCCAAAGACGAACCAGUCCUGUUCACAAUGGAAAAAAUGCGGGCACUCGCAGAAGCAAAAGCAAAUGUAAGUGUGCCAUAUAUGGGCAACUCAAAUUUGGAUCUAACUGACUGUUUUCAGCGUGCGCCCGAGCAAGCUGGAGUCCUUCGUACCGAGAUUUUCGAUGCGAUUCAGAAGAAAUGGGUGCCCAACACUAUUCUCUUGCAGUAUGUCCAGCAAACAUAUCCAAAUUUUGCGGACUUCUGGCUCUUCCGACGACAAUUUUCGUAUCAGUAUGCUGCAAUAGCCUUCAUGACAUACGUGAUGCAUAUGGGCAACCGAUACCCAAGCAAAAUACACAUCUCUAGACGGACAGGGGAUAUCUGGAGCUCCGAGUUGAUUCCAGCGAUGAACUCUGCUAGGGCAAUAUUCUACAAUCCAGAACAGGUUCCCUUCCGGUUAACCCCUAACAUUCAAACGUUGAUGGGCCCAUUGACAACUGAAGGCAUAUUUGCCUGUGCUAUUAUGGCCAUUGCUCGCUGCCUCACUGAACCAAGACUCGAAUUGGAACAGCAGCUCAGCAUUUUCGUACGGGAUGAACUUGUGAUGUGGGCCAGCGCGCAACAGCGAGUCCUCCAGCAACUUAAAGAUAUGGUGCAAAGCAAUAUUGACUAUAUCGUCAACCGAGCAGCCAGCUUGACAAGUUCUCCUGAUGGCAACCUUCCUGCGAACCAGUCAGUAAUUGACCUUAUUUCUCGAUCCGUCAAUCCUCACAACCUUGCUCAGUGUGAUGCUUUAUGGAUGGCCUACGUCUGA